Malus domestica (apple) is the source of this 944-nucleotide messenger RNA. Lineage: Eukaryota; Viridiplantae; Streptophyta; Magnoliopsida; Rosales; Rosaceae. The record is from RefSeq and is a predicted model, not a curated record.
CCCAUUGCAACACAUGUGUUACUAGAACCAUUACCAAACUUUUGGAAAAAUCUGCCAACUUGAAAUGGCCUACAGAUGGACAUUUUAGACAAGAAGAGGAAGUGUUUGCAGUUCUUAUCCGUGGACACAUACCCAAUCCUCUCCAAAUCAUGGCAGAGUCACUUUCUCUUAAUUUUCAGAAGUUGAUUUCUAUGGUUUUUUUCUCUAGCAGUGGCUACUGAGCAGAUUGGUUGCUCUUCUUUUUCUCCUAAUCUUGUUGAGAUUGAGAACUUCUAUUGGAUGAUCAUUCUUCCAAAGUUGCGGUCUCCGUAUGCGACUGAGCAUCCUACGCUCAUCGAUAAUGCAUUGAAAAUUUUAAUAGCAAUCUGGAAUGCUACACUAGAAACUAUGAUAUUACAGUUUUCUCUAACUUUGCCUCAGUUCCUGAGUACGAAGUCAACAGUUGUGCAUUCAUUUGCUAUCAAUUACCUUGACCAGUCACAAAAAAGCAAGCACAAUAUUCUCCUGGAGCAAUUUGGUGCAAGAAAGGCUAGUUUAGACCGUGCUUACUUUAAUUUUCGGGACAAUGGGAUUACUGCUCUUCUCCAAUUCAAUCUGGCAAUAUCUUUUCUCCAAUCCAUGUUCAAGCCCUCGGGAGUUGCCAUUGCAGCAUUCAUGGUGGUCAUCUUCCUAGGCAACGCGCUUUACUUUGGCAGUGUGAUUGGAUCUAUGAUCACUGCAAUUGCAUUUUAUGCUAUAAUUUGGGGGAAGAGCAAAGAAAAGAGCAUUCUUGUGGAGAAGGAAGUCCACAGCUUGGCACAAUCCACCCAAAAACCCCUCUUUUGCAUUGCUUAAACAACAUUUCGUUCACUGAGGAACCAAAAGUUUCAAAGGAACAUUUUUCUCAUUCACUUGUAUUUAAUUUUGUUUUUUCUUCACUUGGUGUAUUUUGGGAAACAAGAAUG